UAAAACCCAAAGCGGGUUGCUCGAGUGACCAGUCAUUCACAUUCACUCAGUUGAAUCAGUCACCCAGUCAGUUGCAUCUCUAUCGUGCGGGAAUAAGCUCGUGUGCAUAUUUCUACUUCUUUUUAUUUUUCGAAUUUCGAAUUGAAUCGGAGAUAAUAAAUACUAAAUUUAAAUUUAUAAAAUAAUUGAUUGUUAGUAAUACAGUUGGUGUUCGUGUAACAAUGUCGUCCGAACGGGUAACUAACGGAAACGGACAUAGCGAAUUCCGAUACGCGAUGCCGACCAUGGAUAAGCUGAUGAAGUGCGUGCAGCAGAAGAGUGACGACACGGGUAACAAGGUCACCGUCGUCGGGUGUGGCCAGGUCGGCAUGGCCGCCGUCUUCUCCAUGCUUACACAGGGAGUGACGAACAAGAUCGCGUUGGUGGACGUGAUGGAGGACAAGCUGAAGGGAGAGAUGAUGGACCUCAUGCACGGCUCGUCCUUCAUGAGGAACGCCAAGAUCCAGGCCAGCACAGACUACGCGAUAACGGCGGGCUCUAAGAUCUGCAUCGUGACGGCGGGCGUGCGGCAGCGCGAAGGGGAGUCGCGGCUCGACCUCGUGCAGCGGAACACCGAUGUGCUCAAGAACAUUAUACCGCAGCUGGUGAAGUAUAGUCCUGACGCGAUCUUCGUGAUCGCGAGCAACCCGGUGGACAUCCUGACGUACGUGACCUGGAAGAUCGGCGGGCUGUCCAAGCACCGCGUCAUCGGCUCCGGCACCAACCUGGACUCGGCACGCUUCCGCUAUCUACUGUCAGAGAAGCUCGGCAUCGCGCCCACCUCUUGCCACGGCUACAUCAUCGGCGAGCAUGGAGACAGCAGCGUGCCGGUGUGGUCCGGCGUGAACAUAGCGGGCGUGCGGCUCAGCGACUUGAACCAGAAGAUCGGCACGGCGGAGGACCCGGAGGACUGGAAGCAGAUCCACGCGGACGUGGUGAAGAGCGCAUACGAGGUGAUCAAGCUGAAGGGCUACACCUCCUGGGCGAUCGGGCUCUCUCUCUCGCAGCUCGCCCGCGCCAUCCUCUGCAAUGCGAGUAGUGUGCAUGCCGUGUCUACCUAUCUGAAGGGCGAGCACGGAAUUGAAGAUGAGGUGUUCCUGUCGCUGCCGUGUGUGCUGAACCACCAGGGCGUGUCCGACGUCAUCCGGCAGCCGCUCACGGAGGCCGAGACGGCGCAGCUGCGCCAGUCUGCCGCCCUCAUGGCCAAGGUGCAGCAGGGCAUUAAGUUUUAAGCCGUUGGCGCCGGCUUGCAAAUAGCGAAUUUCGGAAGCAACAGCGUAGGCGUAGUACGUUUAAUACUUAACCGUUGAAUAGUGCCGAUUUUGCCAUAAUUAUAGUAUAUCCCAAUUGUGGUAUACACAGAUCCAUCAUUCUUCGCAAGACCUCACCGAGCUUUCUGUGUGACUUUGACAUAUCUAUCCCUAUUUUUAUUGUAGUUUGUUAGUUAUAAAACUGCUAAGAGCCGUGGUAGCCCAGUUGGUAGAAUGCUUGCCUCUCACUUUGAGGUCGCAGGUUCGAAUCCAGCACAGGCCUAAACCAAUGAUUGUCGAAUUUGUUUUCGAAUUCAUGUCUGGAUCAUAAAUUAUUAUCACGUGCUCAGCGGUGAAGGUGAACAUUGUGAGAGAAAAAAUGCUUUCGGAGAUAUGUGACCUAACCUGUAUUCCGCUGGUUUCCCCUUCGCGUGUUGGAAGAUCAGACGGGCAGUCGCUUCUGUAAAAACCGGCCCUGUCAAAUCUUCAGGUUAGGUAAGCGGACCCUGUGAAAAACAGGAUAAUGCUAGGGGGCUGAUGGUGUAGUGACGAAGGGCACUGUUCUUUUUUCGAACUCAAACUGUCCUUCAAAUAUUUUAUCAAAUGCGAAUAUUGUACGAUCAUAUUUUAGCUCUAGAAGCAUUUCCGGGCUUGUUUUGAUCGUUUCUUAGUAAAACUUAUACAAGGCAUUUGCUAUGCUAUGCAUUUAUGUGAGAGAUUUAUCGUUAUUUGAUCUUGUGGAAAAAAAAUGGACACUUAGCUAGCUAACUUAUGAAAUUUAUCUUUAUAAAAUGUGCAAUCGGUCUAUGGCAUCUGAAAAUCGUUAAGAUGAUUCGCUUACUAUCGCUUGGUCUGUUGUUGUGGUCGUGUCCUUGUAUAAGUUACGGUAAAAGGCUAAAAACAGUAAGUCCUAACAUUAUCCACUGCUCGCGCUUUUACAGUAACAUAUACAUAGGGCCCGAUUCCUGCACAUCUCCUAAUUUUAUUUUAAGUUAUACCUGUCACUUUGUUAUCCGCCGAAAAGAAAAGGGCUGAUUGACAACAGUUAAUUUUAAAUGAUGAAUGAUGAAAUGGCAUCUCGCUCGUAUGCAAUCCCUUUGACGUGAGGUGUCAAUUUAAUUCUGUCGGUUUAUUGGCCAAUAUAAAAUUUUGGAAGGGUUUUAAAUUUCGGCAUUAAAUUGACGUGUGUUUCAUAAAUGUUAUGCCGGUCGAUCUUUUUAUCGUGUCGAUGGCAAACCCGUCCCUUUCCUUUUCGGCGGAUAAGUAAAUUACAGGUACCUAUAACUUAAAAUAAACUUAGAUGAUGUGUAAGUACUUACUGGAAUCAUAAAUAUUACUUAGAUAAAGUAGCUUGUACCGUGAACGAACGCUAUUGUCUGCACUAAGUAUGGCGUCGUGAACACUAAAUGUUUGGUGGCCUCAUGUAACUUCUUAAGGUUUAAUUAUUCGUGCAUUUUAUAGAUUACUAUACUUAUAUGCCUGUCUUCAUGAAUUAUUAUGGUAGGUACAAAACUAUAUCAAUAUAGGGAGAUUAUACUUAAUUGUUAUUUAUUGCCUACUACGUUAAACAUUAAGGAGAUAGUUAAAAUUUUUGUAUGAAAUCCAGUAUUAUUUUGUUUGAAUUUUGAAUUUGUGGCAUUUAUUUUGCAUAGAACUUGGAAUCUCUUAUUUAUUUUUAUUGUAAAACAGACAAUGUUCCUUAGCUUUUGUUAAUGUUAUAAACAUUUUUAUAUAUUUGUUAUUCCUAGUUCUUAUACCCUAUGAUUUAUCUUAUAUAUAUGAAGUUUAUAUAUUAUAUACAUUACACGAAAUUAAUUUAUUUGUAAAAUAUUUUGUACAUUUGUAUCUUUCCAGCCUUUCCAGUGUCUAUUGAAAUGUAUUUUAGGAAU
Molecule: messenger RNA, 3178 nt
Organism: Pectinophora gossypiella (pink bollworm)
Lineage: Eukaryota; Metazoa; Arthropoda; Insecta; Lepidoptera; Gelechiidae
Gene: Ldh
Product: L-lactate dehydrogenase
Exons: 7
Coding region: 222-1271 (349 amino acids)
Biological process (GO): carboxylic acid metabolic process
Cellular component (GO): cytoplasm
Molecular function (GO): L-lactate dehydrogenase (NAD+) activity
Source: RefSeq, a predicted model, not a curated record